Molecule: messenger RNA, 948 nt
Organism: Cricetulus griseus (Chinese hamster)
Lineage: Eukaryota; Metazoa; Chordata; Mammalia; Rodentia; Cricetidae
Source: RefSeq, a predicted model, not a curated record
AUGAAGACAGCUUUGAUUCUGCUCAGCAUUUUGGGAAUGGCUUGUGCUUUCUCAAUGAAAAAUUUGCACCGCAGGGUCAAAGCUGAGGACUCUGAGGAAAACGGGGUCUUUAAAUACCGGCCACGCUAUUUCCUCUACAAGCAUGCCUACUUCUAUCCUCCUCUAAAGCGGUUUCCAGUCCAGGGAGGCAGUGACUCUUCUGAAGAAAAUGGAGACGGUGAUAGUUCAGAUGAAGAAGGGGAAGAGGAGACUUCAAAUGAAGAGGAAAACAAUGAAGAUUCCGAGGGGAAUGAAGAUGAGGAGGCAGAGGCUGGGAACACCACACUCUCUAGUGUAACAGCUAGCUAUGGAGCCGAGACCACAACUGAAGCAGGGAGUAUAGGGUUAGCUGCGCUCCAGCUGCCCAAGAAGGCUGGAGAUGCAGAAAGCAAGGCUGCAAAAAACAAGGAAAGUGAUGAAGAGGAAGAGGAAGAGGAGGAAAAUGAAAAUGAAGAAGCAGAAGUAGAAGAAAACGAGCAGGUCGCCAACGGCACCAGCGCUAACUCAACGGAGGCGUAUGGUGGGAACAGCAGUAGUGGAGGAGACAAUGGAGAAGGUGAGGAACAGAGCGUCACUGAAGCAGGUGUAGAAGGAACCACAUUGGACAGGGAGCAGAUCAGUGACGGCCCCACGACAGCUGUCCUUCCAAACGGGUUUCAGUAUACAACCCCACCACCCGAAGCCUAUGGGACCACCGCCCCACCAUUCAGAAAACCCACCACCGCUGAGUACUGGGGAGAAUACGAACAAACGGGCAACAAUGAGGACAACGGUGAGUAUCAAAUCUACGACAAUGAGAACGGGGAGCCUCGUGGGGACACCUACCGGGCCUAUGAGGAUGAAUACAGCUACUACAAGGGGCGUGGCUAUGAAGGCUAUGAUGGUCAAGAUUAUUACUACCACCAGUGA